AUGGCACCUUCAAAAUGCGACAUCAAGGGCGUGGACUACGAAAAGGGCUAUCUCCAAACCAUGGACCAAGUCUCCACCAAAAUGGCCGGCGCACUGGGAUUCAAAGACACAGGGCAACUCUGGGACUUAUACCUGAAAGACCCCGCCACAAAAACCAUCCUUUCACACUGGCUCGAUAUCCGCAAGAAGACCUUUGGCGCACAGCUAAGACAUGCACAAAUGACGGUCCGCCCGGCGGCUAUAAAUCGAGCCUUCGAUCCCAAGAUACAAGCCAUCAUAUCUAGUACCAGACAACCGCGAAUUGGGCACGACGGUAUCGACGAGAAGUCUCUGGCACCAAUGGUUUGUCUCUGGAUGGCAUGGAAACUUAUCAAAGCGACCCCCAGUCUGUUUAGACGUAGCCGGCUGGAUACCAAGCCGCCACAUGUGGACCCGUACGAUAUCACGCAUGCUUAUAAGCUACUCUCGUGGAUAUAUCGGAAGCAGAUGGGAGGUAAGAUCCCCAUAACGAAGCCGCGGAGUACGGCUGCCGAGUCGCCGGUUUUCUUCCACGAGGGCCUGGGGGCUACGACUGCGGCGGGGCCGAGUCGGUCAGUGCGGGAUUUGUUUGGGGUGUCUUCGGGUGAUGCGAUAAAGGCUAUGGAGAAUGAGAGGGCCGUUGCUGUGGCGAGUCGGGAUGAGGAUGCUGCCAGGGCUCUCAAGCUUGAUGUUGUGGGUGAGCUUACGGAUGCCAUAUAUACUGAGUCGAACCCGGGAAGACAGGUUGGCGGUGGACGGACGCCUUGUCUUCCGAUUGAUCGGGCGAACCUAUUGCGGCAUCUGAUGGAGAUUGAUCGCUUUCAGCAUGAUUGUAUCUUGAGUGAGACGACUCAUGGUCUUUCUGGUGAUGGUGUUGCUGGCACAGAUGCACCUCGCAAGGUUGCCCUAACUGUUGCAAACACAGAAAAUGCUCUUGACAAUGGCCAACACCCUACUGCGUCAACGGACCAGGGGCCGUCUAAUGGGGCAAUCCCAGUUUCGACCAUGGACGCAAGGCCCAAAAGUACUGAGCUUGAAACAGUCUCGCCGUCUCCAGCACCAGCCGCUCUAUCCUUGAAUCUUGAAUCGCUUCUCGAGAAUCCGACCACGGCCGGACCAGAUAUCCCGCCUUGCGAGAUCACAACCGUUGAGCUCGUGAAUCCAGAACGCAUCCAAACCAUGCACAACGAGCGCUACGAGGUGCUACUCCGCGAGUUCCAGCCAAACGACGACCCAGCACAGUACACAUCUGCUGAUCCAGGCAGUGGGAGCCACGAACAUAGAUGUGCGCUUCGACGUCUCUGCCUACUUGCCUUCUCCCCACGACUCGAUAAAUUUGUUUCGCGGAUCAACGCCAAACACGACCUAACUGGCCAGCUCAAGGACCACGCAGAGAAAGAGGAUAGAGGGUUUGCACUAUACUACGCAAACACAGCCCUAGACCCUUCCGUGCCCAUGCCAUCUACCCCACUCCUCCAGGGCUCAUACCUGGCAAUGGACACACCCAAGCUGCGAAUCCUACUCAAGAUACUACACGACGAGGGUAUUUUCGAUACAGCUACAGCAAUAGCAACCCGCCCCCGCAUCAUAAUCGUCGCUCACUGGCCCCUAAUUCUCUGGAUGACAGAGAUGUUCCUAAACUCACUCUCCGUCCCCUUCGUGACAAUCCGGCCGUCCAUGUCCGCCAAAGACCGCAAGAAAACCAUAACAAACUUCACGACUGCGAGCCCCAAACGCGCGUGCCAGGUGCUGCUCACGAAUUUCAAUUGCGGGGCCAAGACGAUGAAUCUGCAUACACGCUGCUCGAGGAUGGUUGUUAUGGAGCCGCCGCUGAGUUUGAAACGACUCUGCCAUGCUAUUGGGGGUAUUCAUCGGGUGGGACAGAAGGAGAGACAGAAGGUUUGGAUCCUUUAUCAGGAUCAGACGUUUAGUCGGUGGGUUGAGGCGAAUAGUACGCUGAAUUCAUUGCCUUUGGUUGCGGCGAAGAUGGGGAAAGAGAAGCAGGGCGAGGGAGCUGGAAGCUCCGGGAACGAACCGGAUCCCAGCUCACACUUUAACCCAACCAAUCCCACUCGAUUGAGGCCACCGUCGAAUCUGGCUCCGAAAUCUUUCUCCCGGAGCCGCUGGCGAACCCCGCCGCCGACCCUCGCGAAGCGGCAACAGCCACAACCGUUCCUUCACCCACAACACCCUCGUCGCUUCCCUCUCCAAGACCCAAUCCCAAAAUCCAGCGGCCACGGCAAGUUUUCUCGUCUCUUUCGCCUCAUAUUUGGACCCCACGCGGGACGCCGUGCGCACCUCCGGCUGUGGAAUUUCCGACACGAGACCAUCCCCGCUGUUCGGCACCGGGCGCAGGCGAGGGUUUACCGAGCGCUUCUCCAGCGACAGGCGAGGCUCGCCAGGAAAGCGGAAACAGGGAAAUUAGGCCUUAAGGAGUUUCUUGUCGGACGGAGACGGCGGCGACGCCGGGGCGUGAGCGGGCUUGUUGGGGGACUGCUGGUGCCGUCUGAGAACGCGGCGCGAGGUUUAGGAAUAGGAGCGAAGGCGAAGACGAAGUCGCCUAGCGGGGACAUGUCAGAAUACGGGUCUCUGUCGUCGUGGGGGAGUGGUUAUGGAUCAGGGACGCGGCGGAAGAAGGUGUUUGACUAUUUGAAGGCGGCGAAUGAGUUGCGGCAGUCGUAUGCGGCAUCGUGGACGGCGCAGCGGAAUGCAGCACGAGACUUUGACGAAGAGUAUUUGAAUACGCCUGGGGCGUUUCCGGAUGUUGAGAUUGCGCGGGCUGGGGGUGAGGAGAUGAUUAUUUUCCCGAGCUAUGCGAGGCGGUUGGAUCCGGACCGAGUAGAGGAGAUGAAGAGACAGAAGGAGCAGCAGCAGCAGGAGCGUGACUCGAUUGACUCGAUUGAUGAGUAUCAUGGGCUGGAUCAAGCGGAAGAACACGAUAUGCCGGAGUGGAAUAUCUUUGAUUCUGCCAAUGCUGUCGUUGCGGUUGAUGUACGGGGGUGGGUGUAUGCGCCUUAUCGUGGGCCGAUGACUCGGAAACAGCGGCUGGUGGUUGCGCUGGCCCGGCGAUUGAGUGGUGUGCCUGCUCCCAGCAAUAACGAGACUGGCCCGGAUGGAUCGGAUCAAGAUGGGGAACGAUUACCACAUAUGACUGAGAAAAGGGAGGAGGAGAUUGUCAACACGGAGGCACAAUCGAUAAUUAGGAAUGCCGACAAAGGGAAUGAGUUGAAUUUGAAAGAGGCUUCAGAUUCCCUUGAGGACGAUAUCCCUGGCCGCAGUCCACAGCGAACACCAACAACCGCGUCAGCUCAGUCGACGCUGUCGGCACAAUCUACGCAGCUAAGUAAGGAUGAGCUUUCCGUUGCGAAUGCUAAUCUUAUGCAACGGAUACGGCCGUUCUUGUCGAGCCCAAGGGCUGAGAUGGCGGUGACUGUUUUCUUCUUCAACGAUAAAGAAAGCCAGUCAAAGAAUAUCUUGACAAACGAGGCCGGCCAUUUCUCUGUUCGAGUGUCACUACCGUUCAUUCCCACCCAUGUCCGCGUCCUUGCUUCGGAGGACCUUUCUGGUGUGAAGGAGAUUGAAAUCAUUGAACCCAAGGGAGUCAGUAUGAUAAGUGAUAUUGAUGACACGGUAAAACAUUCUGCCAUUGCGAAUGGCGCAAAAGAGAUGUGCCGGAAUGUAUUUGUCCGUGACCUGUCGGAGCUGACCAUUGACGGUGUUACCGACUGGUAUAAUGAAAUGGCCAAACUAGGCGUGGACAUGCACUACGUUUCCAGUUCGCCGUGGCAGCUUUAUCCACUUUUAGAUCGCUUCUUCAAGAUGGUUGGACUUCCGCCUGGAUCCUUCCAUCUGAAGCAGUAUAGCGGUAUGUUGCAAGGUGUCUUUGAACCUACUGCAGAGAGGAAGAAGGGGGCCCUGGAGCAGAUUCUAGGAGACUUCCCGGACCGGAAGUUCAUCUUAGUUGGGGACAGUGGGGAGGCAGAUCUUGAGGUGUAUACCGACAUUGUGAUGGCAAAUCCGGGCAGAAUCCUCGGCGUAUUCAUACGCGAUAUCACCACGUCGGAGCGCGCUACAUUCUUUGAAAAGUCUGUCCCGGAGCAGACGCCUUCCCGCAUGCGCAGCACUCCUGAAUUGGCUGAACAUUCCGAUUCGGCGCCCAACAGGCCUACAUUACCGCCACGGCCGCCACGAACGUCCUCAGACCCAGCUUUAGAAACUAAAUCUGCACAGAGCGACGACUUGAUUGACCUUUCGGAAGAACCUGAAAAACCGCAAAACUUACGAGCGCCACCUACAGUUCCCUCGAAACCAUCCUCACUCCGCUCCGUCACAAAUACAACCGAUAUCACAGAGAAACCCGGGGAAGCCAUCAAACGCAAACCUGCGCCCCCUCUACCGAGACGGCGCGGCGGUGACCCAGAGUCGCUGUCACCCGGUGAACCUGUAUCGGGACGGUCAUCUCCUGGCACGGAAACUGGUGGAUCGAAACAGCCACCGCCGCCUCCACCUCCUCGCCGAUCUAAUACUGGAGCAUCAUCUAUGAGCUCUACUUCUCAAACGAGCGCAAACGCGAACCGUCAGGCUGCGGAUCAGCAACCGCCAUUCCGUACAUCGACUACACCUUCCUCCCGGCCCUCUUCUCCAGCAAAUACCAGCUUAUAUCCACCCCCACCGCGCACUCUCCGAUCCCCACCUUCGAAUUCCUCACUUAACAAAACUAACGCGAACAAUUCAGCAACUCCUCGGAUUCCUCUUGGGAACAAACGGGAAGAACUGUGGCGGAGACGCUGGGAACGAGCUAGCGAGAUUUUAGGUGACAAGGGGGUAGUGCUGGGUAGCUGGCGUGUUGGAACGGAUGUAAAGGACGUAAGUCUUUGGCUGGUGAAGGAAGCAAUGAAAGAGACACCGAACGAAGCGGAAAAGGAAAGGAAGGCCAGCAGUGCAUGA
This is a messenger RNA of Aspergillus versicolor CBS 583.65, 4965 nucleotides long. RefSeq lists its product as uncharacterized. The record is from RefSeq and is a predicted model, not a curated record. Gene Ontology annotation, molecular function: phosphatidate phosphatase activity. Gene Ontology annotation, cellular component: actin cortical patch. The transcript has 2 exons. The coding region runs from base 1 to 4965 and encodes 1654 amino acids. Lineage: Eukaryota; Fungi; Ascomycota; Eurotiomycetes; Eurotiales; Aspergillaceae.